Molecule: messenger RNA, 6435 nt
Organism: Thrips palmi
Lineage: Eukaryota; Metazoa; Arthropoda; Insecta; Thysanoptera; Thripidae
Product: ankyrin repeat domain-containing protein 50
Exons: 16
Coding region: 19-3990 (1323 amino acids)
Molecular function (GO): protein binding
Source: RefSeq, a predicted model, not a curated record
GCCGCUCUCCAGCCGGACAUGCUGGAGCGGGACCCUGACGAGGCGCUCAAGCGCGCCGUGCUGUUCCCGCUGCUGGCGCUGGAGCCGCCGCGGCAGUGCCUGUUCCUGCUGGUGGACUCGCUGGACGAGACCGGACCGCUGGAGGUGCCCGCGCCCGCCCACCGCACCAGCCGCACCAUCGGAGAGCUGCUGGCCAACCACCACCACCUGUUCCCGCAGUGGCUGCUGCUCGUGGUGACGGCACGGCGGCAGAGCAAGGCCGUGGCCAAGAUGUUCACCGGCUUCCGGAAGAUCUCCCUGGAUGACCUGCGAAAGACGCAGGUGGUGCGCGACGUGCAGCAGUACAUCCUGGCGCGCCUGGACCGCGAGGACUCGCUCAAGCAACACAUCUCGCGCGACACGGCCGAGAUGCUGAACCAGCUGCACAUCAAGAGCAACGGCUGCUUCCUGUACCUGGAGAAGGUCCUGGACGGCGUGGCCGACAACUUCAUCGUGCUCCGCGAGGUGCGCGAGAUCCCCGGCACCCUCAACGGCCUCUACCUGUGGCUGUGCCAGCGCCUCUUCAACCGGAAGCAGUUCGCCAAGGUGAAGCCCCUCCUGAACGUGCUGCUGACGACGAGGCGGCCGCUGACGCGCGACGAACUGCUGUCGUGCAUCAGCACCUCGCUGCCCAACGUGUCGAGGGAGUACUUCAACUGGCGGCUGCACCUGCUGCGCCGCGUGCUCGUCACCACCGGGCCCGUGCUCUCCAACUCCCCGUCGGCGGCCUCGGCCACGGCCACCUCGCCCGCGUCCGCGCCCGCGCGGCCGCAGCCCCAGCUGCUGCUGUUCCACCACAGCUUCGCCGAGUGGCUGCUGGACGUGAAGCACUGCACGCAGAAGUACCUGUGCUCCGCGGCGCAGGGCCACGCCAUGCUGGCCAUGUGGUACACGAUGCGCGCCAAGUACCUGUCCAAGGAGGAGGUGCAGACAUUCGCCUUCCACCUUUCCAAGCUGCCGCCGCUGCCCAAGCCGGACAAGAGCGAGACGGCGGCCACCGGCGCGGCCACGCUCGACCAGCACCAGUUCCAGGUGCUGUGGCUCAUCGACAGCGGUGCGCCGGUCGAGGACUGCCUGCUCCCGGACGAGAAGGACAAGGGGGAGGCCGUCGUGGAGACGGCUGCGCCGCCGAUCGAGCCGCUGCCCACUCUGCCUCGCGAACCUCAAGUCUUGAAGCUGCUGCUGGCCGCCGGCGCCAUCCCGCCGCCCAAGGACGAGGACGAGGAUGGCCACGACGAGGACUCCGCGAGGGGCGUCGGCGGCGCGGACGACGUCGAGAAGAGGUCUGUGGGCGUUGGCGCCGACGGCGAGCCUCCGUCCGUCGACGAUGAGGGCACUUCUAGUCAAAUUUCGGAGCCCAGCCCCGCGUCCGGCGCGCUGGCCGAGCUGCUGGGCAUGUUGGGCAUGGACCGGGACAUCAACAGGGCCGACCCUAGCAGUGGCAGGACGCUGCUGCACGCCCUGGCCGCCGAGGGGGACUCCCGCCUCCUGGAGCUCGCCCUGCAGAGCUGCCCCGAGGCCGAGCUGGAGCGCACCGACAGGCACGGGCAGACGCCCCUCAACCUGGCCGCCAGGCACGGCCACGCCGACGUCGUGGAGGUGCUGCUCGCCGGGGGUGCUCGCGUGGACCACGCGGACCGCGACGGGUGGACAGCGCUGCGCGCGGCGGCCUGGGGCGGCCACCGCCAGGUCGUGGACUUGCUGCUGGAGGCGGGCGCCGCCGUGGACUACGCCGACAUGGACCAGCGCACGGCGCUGCGGGCCGCGGCGUGGGGCGGCCACGAGGACAUCGUGCUGGCCCUGCUCCGGUCCGCGCCGUCCAGCGAGCACGUGAACCGCACGGACGACGAGGGCCGCACGGCGCUCAUCGCGGCCGCCUACAUGGGCCACGCUGAGAUCGUGGAGCACCUCUUGGAGUACGGCGCCGAGAUCGACCACGCCGACAACGACGGCAGGACGGCCCUCAGCGUGGCGGCGCUGUGCGUCCCGGCCAACGAGGGCUACGCCAAAGUCAGCGUUGUGAACAUCCUGUUGGAUAAAGGAGCGAGUGUGGAUCAUCAGGACAAAGACGGCAUGACCCCUCUUCUAGUGGCUGCCUUUGAAGGCCACAGAGAUGUCUGCGAGCUGUUGCUGGAGAGCGAGGCAGAUGUGGACCACGCAGACCGCUGUGGCAGGACUCCACUGUGGGCUGCAGCGUCCAUGGGACACUCCACUGUGGUGGCCCUGCUCUUGUUCUGGGGUUGUUACGUCGACAGUAUUGACAACGAGGGCCGCACCGUGCUCAGCGUGGCUGCUGCCCAAGGCAACACUGAAGUCGUCCGACAGCUUCUUGAUCGAGGUCUUGAUGAGCAGCAUAGAGACAACUCUGGCUGGACUCCACUGCACUAUGCAGCAUUUGAAGGCCAUCGUGAAGUCUGCGAGGCUUUGCUAGAGGGUGGUGCCCGAGUGGACGAGCCCGACAACGAUGGCAAGGGAGCGCUGAUGCUUGCUGCUCAAGAGGGCCAUGUGGCUUUGGUGCAAGACCUACUGGUCAGGCAUGGAGCGCCCCCGGACCAGAAGGCCCAUGAUGGCAAAGCUGCCCUGCGAAUGGCAGCUUUAGAGGGCCAUUAUGAGGUGGUAAGGUGUCUGAUUCAGAGUGGUGCUGACGUGGAUGCUAAGGAUGCUGACGGUCGUAGCUGUUUGUAUAUCCUAGCAUUAGAAAAUCGGCUUCCUAUGGCUCGCUUCCUGCUGGAUCAGGGAGGGGCGGAUGUGGAAAGUAGAGACUCUGAGGGCCGCACACCAUUGCAUGUGAGUGCUUGGCAAGGGCAUGUUGAAAUGGUUGCUCUACUUCUGACGGUUGGGGGAGCCGAUGUAAACUCAGUUGAUUUGGAAAAUCGCACUGCGCUUCACUCUGCUUCCUGGCAGGGCAAUGCGUCCAUAGUGAGGUUGCUCCUUGAGCAUGGAGCCGCUCCGGACCAUACUUGUAACCAAGGUGCAACUGCUCUAGGUAUCGCCGCUCAAGAAGGCCAUGAGGCUUGUGUCCGAGCUUUACUUCAACAUGGAGCUGAUCCAAAUCAUUCAGAUCGUUGUGGUCGUAAUGCUCUGAGAGUAGCCAUGAAAAGUGGGCAUGAUAAUGUUGUUCGACUUCUAGAAGAAUUUGCAGCAAGUUCCAGACCACACCAUCUAAGAUUAACUACGAAUGGUGGCAGUAGUGGUGCUGCCUCCAUUACUUCAGGAGCUUCUGCUGAAACAAAACCUUCUUCAGCUCUUCUCAUUCCUUCCGCUCCAUUGGCUCACCACAAUUCCAUAUCUCCCAUUGACUCACCAGAUUCAACAUCCAAGAGAAGGUCCUUUGUCUCUUUGGGGAACCACUCCAGCCACUCCAAGUCCAGUAGUAACUUGACUGGUAGUACUAAGAGUUCUCACCAAGAGUCCAACAAUUCUCAUCAGCUGGCUGCAUUGUCAUUCACCCAACAACUACAGCAGUGUACACGAGGAGGAAAAUCUCGACCACUUUCACGGUUACUUAGUCCCCUGCAAUCAGAACCUCAAAGUCCAAUUUAUGCCACCCCUCCACACUCACCACUCAGCGACGUUGGUAUGCCAGCCAGCCCCAUGGCUGUGACCCCAACAGGUGGUGUCGGAAGUAUACUUGCAGAUCCUCAUUUUACCCGUGAUACUCAUAUGCGAAUAAUCCUUGGCAACAGUAGUGCUGGUGUUGGAAGGAAUGUAAAAUCAGGGUCCGAUUUCAAUCAUUCUAGUGGAGGUGGAAGCAAGCCAAAACGAAAUGGGAUUGUCACAAAUCCUGCUCUCAGACUUGUACCGGGCCUUAAAAACGGAUUGGACUUCGCAUCUGGCCGCAAAAUGAACAGUAGUGCUCGUGUUACGAAUUCAAGUGUUGCAAGUCCUGCUGCCAUCAUGAACUCACGACCAAAUAAUGGGUUCCAGUGGAGGAAAGAAACCCCAUUAUAGCAGUAAUCUUUUUAAGCGAUUUGUUUUGAAGCAAGUAAUCUGCCUAUGGUACUGAGGAACAAAGUGUUAUUUUUACAUGUUGUUAUAGUUCAUAGUGGCAAAGCAGUCUGUUUUGUUCAUCAGAAAUCAUCUAAGUGAGUCACUUUGCAUCACAGAGAAAUUGAUGUGAAAUUUUACUAGUCGUUUUAAGUGAUCACCCCUUUAUGUAAGGAGAAUAUUGGCUUGCCUACCAAAGAAAUCAAAUUUGUCGGUUCCUGGUGUGUCUUGCAAUCAUGGUUACAUGUCUAAGACUUUGAAUUUUAGAGGGGUUGUGGAAAGGAAGUCGUUUUAGUUGUUAUCUUUUGUUUCUCCUUGCACAAAUCAUUCUAGAAAUAUUUAGAUUGCAUGGUAUUUAUUGUUCAUUGUAUGAUGAUCUAUUGUCUCAAAUUUUAUGGUAUUAUUGUUAAACUAAUAUUUGUGACUCUGCAUGUGUGUGUAGAAUGACUGAAUUAUGCAGACAUUUUUAAUAGUUUGUUUAAUUUGGCAUGUGAUGUGCCAAAGAUAGCAAUUCUUUUAAACAAAUCAUCUCUGGUGUAGCUCUCUAAAUUGCACUUUUAAGACAUGAUUUAAAGUGGCACUGAUUUGUGUAUCUUACCUAGCUCUGUGGUAAUAGGAAGUAGUGAUCUAUUUUAAAGGCCUAUGUAUAAAUUGUAAAGGAUGUCUUGUGUGAGAUUGGGGGUGAUGAUUUGUUUCAUUGUUGCAUUAUGGAGGAAAUUAUGAGUUGGAUUCAAGUUAUAGGUUCUUUUGUACUCUCUGUAACACGUUGACCUGAACAAUCAUCAUAUAAGUGUCUGAAGACCAAGUUUUGCAGAAACUUGUCCCCAAUACGAUAGCAACUUCUGUGAUUAUGUAAUUCUUCUAACUAUUGCUUGCUUAAUUGCAUUUAUAGAAAUUACCUUUACCUUUUACUUGGAAUUCAUUAGCUUGUAGGUAAUCAACUACCCAUUUCAGACUUGCAAAAAUGCCAUCUCGCGACUACAAAGUUCAGUAGUUUGCCUGAACUGGGCUGAAUAGCAUAUUCUGCCCUUAUCUUAUCUAGAAGUUUUACAUGCAAUGCUUAUUGUCUUGCAUUUCGUUUUUGGUUUUUUUUUGGGGGGAUGGCUGUUGAGUACAAUGUACUAUGAGUAUUAACUAUUUUACUUUAAAGUUGUUGAAUCGCUGGUCUGUUAUUUAUGUGUCUAUUGUUAUUUGGAGACACUAUUGUUUAUCAAAUUUUAUUUGUAGAGUCGUCAAUUUGUACUAUACUACUGUAGAACUCUAAGGCAUUGCCCAUAUAAGACUGGACCUUUACCAAUGUUGCCAUAUAUUUGCUGUUAUUUUUCUAUUCUUCUCAUUUUUUUUUUUGUGGAAGUAAGCAUUUUAUUUUUCGGUUGACGUUUUAAAAAUAUGUGUUGCACUCUGAAGCAAUGUAUGCAACAAGCCUUGUUGCACCUGUGAAAUAAUGUUUCUUUUCCUCAGUUUUAUUUUUCAAUCAAUGAAAUAAUGUACUUUUUACAUUUUAAGAUCUUUCUUUACUUAUUUAUUUUUAACUAUCUAUUGACUUGUUCAAAAGUAAUGAUUUUAUGAAACGGAGAAAUAUAGUAAUUAUUUUAUAAUAAUUGUAAUUACAAAAAGACAACUCUACUUCAAAUUCUGAGAGAAAUUUGUCUUGUGUCUUCUUUUUGGUUCAUUGCAUGAAAUGACUUGUGGGUUGUGCCAAGGAAAUUUUAACUGUACAGUAGUCUCCACAAGAUUUGUCAAAUUUUUAUCCCAAGAGUGGCUUUGAUUAUAAAGUAGCCUUGGUUAAAUCAAUAGAAAUCAACUAACUGAAAAGUUUUAUCCUAGUUACCAGAAACAAACCUUGUAUUCCCUCCUGUAGUAAAAAGAAUUUAUAUUAUAUCUAUCAUGUUAGCUAGUGCAUGCUAUCAGGAGUCUUUUUCUUCUGGUGUAUAGAGUGUGGUAGUGAUGUGGUUAGAGAGAAAUUUAAAUUGUCAAUCAUUAAUUUUUGUCAGUUUCCUACAGCUAGUUAAAUGUCACACCUUUCCGUAACUAGUCUGCAGAGUUGCAGUCACAAAAUUCCAUUGCAUCUCAUGUGAGCUUGAGUGCUUGUUUCAAUCAAGCAAUUUUUAAUGUACCUAACUAUCCACACUGAAGGAAAAGUGCCAAUGAAAAGAUUUUGGCAGUAUUUUUAAGUGGAUGAGAUACUUUUAGUGCUGCACAUUCUAAAUCUCAAUUUUCCUAUCAUCAUCUAAACCGCACUUGUUUUAUUUUACCUAAAGAAGUUAUUAUGAUGGCAGCACUGAUUGUCAAAUAAUACAUUUAAGAGGCAAUAGAUUUGUACAAGAUGUGAGGUAUGAGCUUAGAGUGAUCUCAAAUGGUGAGGAUGUGUAAAGGCUACAAUUUGAAGUGCAUAUUUUGUGUCUGAAA